AUGAAGAUACUUCAAGAGUUGUAUUCUAACUUCACAACCGGAAUUUCGCCAUUCUACAAGAAUAUCAUCAUUGACGUGAAAAGAGAGCUACACCAUUUCCGCUUUGCUGAUGACAUCCUACUGGUAACACCUAGCAUCAGCCAAGCGGAACGAAUGCUGACCGAAUUCCACGAAACAUGUGAAUGCAUCGGUCUCCAGCCGAAUUCCCAAAAGACGACGUUCAUGCGGAACGGAUGGGUCUCGGAUGCCCCAUUCACGCUCAACGGAACGAACAUAUCCGAGUGCACCAGCUACGUUUAUCUGGGUCGGGAACUGAACAUGAUGAACGACCUGACCCCCGAGCUGGGCAGGAGGAGACGAGCGGCUUGGGGAGCGUACAAGAGCAUCGAGGAUGUAGUGAAGAAGACCAGGAACACCCGGCUCCGUGCUCACCUCUUCAACACCACCGUACUUCCUGCUUUGACCUAUGCUUCGGAAACCUGGGCAUUUCGAAAGCAGGAAGAAAACGCGGAAGACCGCCGACCAGAUGGUCAGAUUUCUUCACGAAGUCUUUCAAAGAAAAUUAUGAUGCUCUUCGUGUCCCACGCGAAAGGAGGAACCACUGGGCGACUCUGGCACGCGAUCGGGACGAAUGGAAGAAUUGCUGUCGCCCGCUCAACCACUUCGAAGAUCAACAGUAUUCAAGGUGAUCAAGGUGAAAGGCAGCAUACCACGAAUAUGGCGUGA
Necator americanus (New World hookworm) is the source of this 726-nucleotide messenger RNA. RefSeq lists its product as uncharacterized. Lineage: Eukaryota; Metazoa; Nematoda; Chromadorea; Rhabditida; Ancylostomatidae. The record is from RefSeq and is a predicted model, not a curated record. Bases 1 to 726 code for a protein of 241 amino acids. The transcript is spliced from 3 exons.